AUGUCGAAGACCGCUUCAAGAAGGCUGCUCAAGGAAUACCAACAGUUGAUCAGAGAUCCUCCUCCAGGAAUCCUAGCUGCCCCAAAAUCUGAAUCAAAUUUGUUCCUGUGGGAUUGUUUGAUCCAGGGACCUCCAGAUACACCAUACGAAGGUGGAAUAUUCAACGCAAGACUAGAUUUUCCAAAGGACUACCCUUUAUCACCUCCAAAGCUCACGUUUACGCCCAGUAUCCUACACCCUAAUAUCUAUCACAACGGUGAAGUGUGCAUUUCGAUCCUACACUCGCCAGGUGAUGAUCCCAACAUGUACGAACUCGCAGAAGAGCGUUGGUCCCCCGUUCAGAGUGUAGAGAAGAUCCUGCUCAGUGUGAUGAGUAUGCUCAGCGAACCCAACAUCGAGAGCGGCGCAAACGUUGACGCCUGCAUCCUAUGGAGAGACAACAGGCCUGAAUUCGAAAGACGUGUAAAGACAGCGAUCCUCAAGUCCCUAGGGUUCUAA
Torulaspora delbrueckii is the source of this 498-nucleotide messenger RNA. It is a transcript of the gene UBC7, whose product is annotated as E2 ubiquitin-conjugating protein UBC7. The coding region runs from base 1 to 498 and encodes 165 amino acids. The transcript has a single exon. Lineage: Eukaryota; Fungi; Ascomycota; Saccharomycetes; Saccharomycetales; Saccharomycetaceae. Gene Ontology annotation, cellular component: cytosol; endoplasmic reticulum. The record is from RefSeq and is a predicted model, not a curated record.